UCCAUCAACACCCAUUACCCCAACCUACAACUGGGUCUGCAAUACCUCCUACCGCAAACCCCCAUUCCUCCAACUUCGCACCUCACACACCAUGGGUCGCCUCAGCUACCCCUCGCAACUGGACAGCCCGUCCAAGCAAUUGAUCUUCGAACUAGCCAAGGAUCUCGAUGAACUGCGCAUCCACAACGCUGAAUUGAAGAAAGUCAAAACCUACGAACGCCGUUCCUUCUAUGAAAAUCUCGACCGCAUCGACAGUGAGGUCGAGGCCCAACAUAAUGCUGCUCUCGACAAGGUCGCCGCGGAACGUGAGCAGGUGCGGCAGGAAGCGGAGGAGACGUUGCGGGUCCACCAGCGAGCGGUAGAAGAAGAGCAUCGCCGAAAGGAGGAAGAAGCUCGACGGGAGGCGGAACGGAAAGAAAAAGAACGGCAGGAGAAGCUUCGACGCGAGCAGGAGGAAGCAGCCCGACGCGAGGCGGAACGGAAAGCGGCUGAAGACGCGAAGAAGAAGGCAGAGCAGGAGGCGGAGCAGAAGCGCAAGGCUGCGCAGGAGGAAAAGGAGCGCAGUGAACGGGAGCGGUUGGAGGAUGAGAAUCGGAAGCGUCAGGCGGCGGCGCAAAAAGCGGAACAAGACGCUGCCCGGGCCCGGGAUGAAGCGGCGAAGAAAGCGGCGGCGGAACGACAGAAGCAGGUCGGAGGGGCUCGUUUGACGCCUGAAGAGAUCAAGGUGCAGGCUCGUUAUGUGGAGUUGCAUCAGCACCUCAAGAAGUUCCGACAAUACAUGAAGGACGAAAGCAAGACCAAUCCCGUCGUCAAACAGAACAUGGGAGAUAUGCGCCGGUCGAUCAAAAAAUGCGUGGGCCAGCUACGAGAAGGAAAGGGAACCAACAAGGGCCAGCUUCAAGAAAUCCGCGCGACUCUCGAAAAGGCUGCCACCAUCCCAGAACCCUCUGUGGAUAUCCGCCAAUUCCUCGCCUUCCCCCCAGACAACAUCGCCAACUCAGACGACAACAAGGUCCCAGCGCUGUUGAUUUACGCCCUGAACAUAUUCUCCAAGUCUCUCAUCUCAUCCCUCAUCACGGAAGCCUCUAUCAACCACGGACAUGCAGAGCCAGUCGGUAUAGUAGCAGCCCAGAUCUUCUCCUCAGACGCCUUCAUCUACAAGGGAUGCCACAUGGUCGACAUCCUAUGGGCCAAAUACCGCGCGAUCUGCCCAGCCCUGUGGGGAUUCCACGGCAGCGAGAAAACAGAAGGCGGCCGACGCGCCCUGGGCUGGUGGAGAGACGGGCCCGGCGGUCCCUAUAUCAGCGAGCAGGCGCACGCAGACCGAAUGACCGCGCUGGGCGCAGGAUACUCCGCUCUGACGCUGCGCAACUUUGGAAAAACACCUCGCAAGAAUCCGUUCCCCAACACCAUGUUCUGGAUGACCAUGCAUAAGAUCCUGUCGAUCCCCCCGGCCGAGAUCCAGGAGACACAUCUCAUUCUUCUUUCUGCUAUGCUGAAGUCCUCCGCGGAAAGGAUCGUCGGUUUCUUCGGCCAUAUUGGACUCGCAUUGAUGAGACAGGCUAUUGUUGACCUUCCGAAUGCGCUUCCCCGGCAGAGCAUGGGAGUCAACCAGCUCAAACUUCUCAAAGAUCUAUACAAACGAGAGAAGAACAUAAUCAUUUAAUUAAAUCAACCCAAUGAUUAUGGAACAUCCGAAUAACACUUGACCACCAUUGUCAUCCUCUACCGGCUAGACCAAGUCUCAAAUCAAAGACCUCAUACCACCCUAACUCCUCCGCCGAGGAUCUUACAACCAUGCACAUCCUCGGCACCACCAACCCCGGCCCAUCAUCCACCAACCCAAUACAAUCCUCCUGCAGUGCU
Messenger RNA from Aspergillus candidus, 1866 nucleotides. RefSeq names its product putative RNA export mediator Gle1. Gene Ontology annotation, molecular function: translation initiation factor binding; phospholipid binding; inositol hexakisphosphate binding. Gene Ontology annotation, biological process: poly(A)+ mRNA export from nucleus; regulation of translational initiation; regulation of translational termination. The record is from RefSeq and is a predicted model, not a curated record. Lineage: Eukaryota; Fungi; Ascomycota; Eurotiomycetes; Eurotiales; Aspergillaceae. Gene Ontology annotation, cellular component: nuclear pore; cytoplasm; nuclear pore cytoplasmic filaments. The coding region runs from base 92 to 1666 and encodes 524 amino acids. The transcript is spliced from 2 exons.